CCCUGAUUGUCUGUCUAUUCAGUUGUUGAGAACACACUCCAAAAUCAAGAAGCACCUAAGGGCAGCAGAGAUUAUAAGUAGAGCAAAAAUGGUGAAUUUCUGGGGCAUCCUUGUAGUAUUUGCUGUCUGUGCAGCUUUUCAGCUGGCAGAGUCGCAAACUCAAAAUGAUUACCGUCCUAAUUUAGAGGACACUUCGGUUUCUUAUCCAGAGGAAACGCAAGACGGCACCCCAAGCGCAACAACACCGAAGAUACGUUUGAGCUUAAGUGAAAGGCGUGAAGCAUUAAAGCAAUUUUCCAAUAAUCUGAGGAAUGAGUAUGACAAAAAUUACGUGAGUAAAACACGUGACGUCUUCAAAAAACUUAUCCUUGAACUUGAAGCGUUAACCGAGAAGAGUGACGAUGUUGAAGAGAUACUAACUGAUCUAAAAGCUACUGUAACAAAAUUGGAAGCUUUUGACAUUGAAUCCGAUGACUUAAAAAAAGCUUCCCAUAUUAUCAGUGAUCUGUGGGAUAAGCUUCGUGAGCCUGUAAAUAAGCCACUAGAAGUGGUUGCCGCACUCAGAAAAGUUGGUUGGAUAGAUGUGGAUAACGAGCUGUUCGCUCAAAAGGUUGCAAUUACCGAUAAAUUUGUCAUAGCAUUCAAUCAGUUUGUGGCUACACUAACGCCGUGGGAGCGACUGAAGGAGGCCCGCUUAAUCGAUCUGAACAAAUGGUUUAACAACGACAGAUGGGAUUUGUUUUCUUGGAUAUAGUUCGAGUAAUUUACAAUUUACAAGCUAACAUGAUACGAACUUAUAUACCAAGAUGUAUCUUAUGCUAUACUUAAUAAUAUUAUAUGCUGACUAACCUCUAUAAAAUUUCUCAUACAAUUUUUUAUAUAUAUCACUUUAAUAAAAUCUUUGAACUUUAACUUUGCAACAAAUUAA
Bactrocera tryoni is the source of this 928-nucleotide messenger RNA. RefSeq lists its product as uncharacterized. The record is from RefSeq and is a predicted model, not a curated record. The transcript has 2 exons. Bases 89 to 754 code for a protein of 221 amino acids. Lineage: Eukaryota; Metazoa; Arthropoda; Insecta; Diptera; Tephritidae.